AUGGAAUCUAAAAAGUGCGUCGCUGUUGAUCCCAACCCUACACGUCAAAAAUACUACCUCUACAAUAGUGAACUACCCAACGAAGAUUACUUCCCGUACCUUGGUGUUCUUAUAAAAUCCGGUGGUAUUGUCGACAAAUCAGCACUCUUACAACAAAACAUUAACAAAGCACUUGGAACGAUGAAACAACUUAUUACCCUUGGUGUCAACAAAAAUGGGUUUGAUUACCUCCUUUCAACACGCUUCUAUGCCCAGAUAGCCCGACCACAACUGGAGUAUGGUCUAGCAAUUACAACCUUCAAUUCACGAGAAAUUCAAUCUCUCGAAAACUGCCAAAACCAAUGCAUUCGGCAAAUCUUCGGCGGACGACUCUUCACCUCUACCAAGGUAAUGCUACACUAA
Molecule: messenger RNA, 402 nt
Organism: Rhizopus microsporus ATCC 52813
Lineage: Eukaryota; Fungi; Mucoromycota; Mucoromycetes; Mucorales; Rhizopodaceae
Exons: 1
Coding region: 1-402 (133 amino acids)
Source: RefSeq, a predicted model, not a curated record